UUCUCUCUCUCUCUCUCUCUGAAAAUUCAAUGGCGAGCGCCAUUAAAAAGGUAGAGAAGAUCCGCCAAGUCGUGAAGCUGAAGCAGGUGAUGAAGCGAUGGAAAGACAUUAGCCUCGGUCGCAGACACGUCAUAUCUGAUUCGGAUUCGGAUUCGGAUUCGGACUCGACCCGACAUCGGCGCAUCCCGCCCGGCUUCCUGGCGGUCUACGUCGGACCCGAGCGGCGACGUUUCGUGAUCCCGACCCGGUUCCUGAAUCUCCCAAUCUUCGUCGCCCUGCUCAAGAAAGCCGAAGAGGAGUACGGAUUCCAGGCCUGCGGAGGGCUUGUUCUGCCCUGCGAUGUGGGUUUCUUCAAAGGGGUGUUGAAGAUUCUCGAGAAAGACGAGCAGAGAUUUCGUGGGUUUGGUCUGGAAGAGGUUUUGAAGCUGUUUUCUGAGGUGGGUUUUGAUUCUUGCAAGGAGGGGAAGGCCGCUUGCCAUGGAUUUGCUCCCCUGUUGCAGAAAGCUAGGGUUUGAUGGUUGGUGGUGAGGAGUUUAGUUUUUUUCUUUUUUCUUUUUUUUUUUUCAUUUCUUUGGGAAUUUUAGGAUUUUAGGUCUUUUUUUCUUUCUUUAUUAGGGGUAUGGCUGUUGGUGUAAAAAAACAAGAAGGGAAGGGGGUUUUAUGCAAAUGUGAUGUUUUUCAGUUUGUUUUUCCAACCAUCCAUGAAGCCAUUUUACAUGGGUUUCAAUGUGAUGUGGCCAUUUUUUUUAGGGUUAGUAGUGAAGGUGUGGAUGAUGAUGAUGAUGAUGAUAACUUGAAAUUAAUAUUAAUGAAGAUUUUCUUACUAA
Messenger RNA from Magnolia sinica, 827 nucleotides. RefSeq names its product protein SMALL AUXIN UP-REGULATED RNA 51-like. Gene Ontology annotation, biological process: response to auxin. The record is from RefSeq and is a predicted model, not a curated record. The coding region runs from base 30 to 515 and encodes 161 amino acids. Lineage: Eukaryota; Viridiplantae; Streptophyta; Magnoliopsida; Magnoliales; Magnoliaceae. The transcript has a single exon.